AUGAGUGAGUUACAUUCUGUUAAUUCGUUCAGUUCUGGACAAUCAAGUUUAUCUUUAGCCUCUGAUUUGGAAGCUCAACCACAACAAUAUAUUCCAACUGAAAAUGAUGACAACACACAAAAUAAUGGUACCAAAUUGAAAUUAGUUCGUACUGAAACUGUCAAAAGUUUAGCUGACAUGGGUGUUACUGCUAGAGCUCCUCUACCGGAUGUUAAUGCUCCACAAACUUCUGGUAAAACUGCUAUUUUCCCUGAAGAAUAUACUAUGGAAACUACCACUGGUUUGGUUCCUGUUGUUACUUUACAAUCCCUUGGUAGAACUGCUACAUCUGUAUCUCGUAUUAGAACAAGACAAAUGGAUAGAUCUCUAAGUAUUCGUUCUUCAUCCAAUUCUAAUCAUGAUAAAGAGGAAUUAGAUGAACAACAACAUGACGCAGAAGAGUCUAGUAGUUCAAAUGCCAUAGAAGAAGAAGAAGGCUUAGAUCCUGAAAUUGAAUUCGUGACUUUUGUUACUAAUGAUCCAGAGAAUCCUCACAAUUGGCCACUUUGGGUCCGUUGGUGUUACACUGUUUUAUUAUCUACAUUGGUCGUCUGUGUUGCUUACGGUUCUGCCUGUAUCACUGGUGGUUUAGGUACCGUUCAAAAGAAAUUCCAUGUCUCUAUGGAAGCUGCCAUUUUAUCUUGUUCUUUAAUGGUUAUUGGUUUUGCCUUAGGUCCAUUAAUAUGGUCCCCCGUUAGUGAUUUAUUCGGUAGAAGGGUUGCAUAUUUCACAUCUAUGGGUUUAUACACAAUUUUUAAUAUACCAUGUGCUUUAGCUCCAAAUUUGGGUGGCUUGUUAGUCUGUAGAUUUUUAUGUGGUGUCUUUUCUUCAUCUGGUUUGUGUUUGGUCGGUGGUUCUAUUGCAGAUAUGUUCCCAAGUUCCACUAGAGGUAAAGCUAUCGCUUUUUUUGCUUGGGCACCAUAUGCUGGUCCAUGUAUUGGUCCUUUGGUGAAUGGGUUCGUCUCUGUAUCUACUGGUAGAAUGGACUACAUCUUCUGGUUCAACAUGGCUUUCGCUGGUGUUAUGUGGAUUAUUUCUUCUUUAAUUCCUGAAACUUAUGCACCAGUCAUUUUAAGAAAACGUGCUGUUAGAUUAAGAAAGGAAACUGGUAAUCCAAAGAUUAUGACCGAACAAGAGGCCCAAGGUACAAGUUUCAGUGAAGUCGUUAGAACAUGUUUAUUGAGACCUUUGUAUUUUGCUGUAACUGAACCUGUUUUAGUUGCCACAUGUUUCUAUGUCUGUUUAAUUUACUCUCUAUUAUAUGCUUUCUUCUUUGCAUUCCCUGUCAUCUUUGGUGAGUUGUACGGCUGGAAGGAUAAUUUAAUUGGUUUAAUGUUUGUUCCAGUUUUAAUUGGUGCCACUUUUGCAUUGGCAUUCACUUUCUGGUGUGAAAGUAAGUAUAUGCAAAUCACUCAAAAACGUAGACCAACUCCAGAAGACCGUUUAUUAGGUGCUAUGAUUGGUGCUCCAUUUGCUGCAAUUGCUCUUUGGAUUUUAGGUGCCACUGCAUUAAAGAAGGUUAUCUGGGUUGGUCCAGCUUCUUCUGGUUUAUCUUUCGGUUUCGGUAUGGUUUUAAUUUACUACUCAUUAAAUAACUAUAUCAUUGACUGUUACGUUCAAUAUGCUUCUAGUGCUUUAGCUACAAAAGUGUUCUUAAGAUCAGCAGGUGGUGCUGCCUUCCCAUUAUUCACAACUCAAAUGUAUCACAGAUUAAACCUACAUUGGGGUUCAUACUUAUUAGGUUUUAUCUCCACUGCAAUGAUUGCUUUACCAUACGGUUUUGCUUACUGGGGUAAAGGUUUGAGACACAAGUUAUCCAAAAAGGAUUACUCCAUUGAUUCCAUUGAUGCUUGA
This is a messenger RNA of Arxiozyma heterogenica, 1893 nucleotides long. It is a transcript of the gene TPO2, whose product is annotated as spermine transporter. Gene Ontology annotation, molecular function: spermine transmembrane transporter activity. The transcript has a single exon. Bases 1 to 1893 code for a protein of 630 amino acids. Gene Ontology annotation, biological process: transmembrane transport; spermine transport. The record is from RefSeq and is a predicted model, not a curated record. NCBI's taxonomy places the organism in Eukaryota, Fungi, Ascomycota, Saccharomycetes, Saccharomycetales, Saccharomycetaceae. Gene Ontology annotation, cellular component: plasma membrane; fungal-type vacuole membrane.